AUGCCGGCCCUACCAACCUCCCUCAUGCCCUCGCGGCUGCACCAUCACCAUAAAAGACAACUCGAGGGCGACAAGAGGACCGUCCUGGUUGCGUGUGUCUGCUCUCUCAUCCUCCUGUCCAUCGCCUUGUACUUCUACAGAGCCCGGAAGCGCUACGAGAAGGCCGCGCCAGCGAGACUACAUCCCAACAUCCAGCUGCAGCGCCAGGAUAUGCCACAGCAACCCGGUAUGCCGCAGCAGUUCAACACAGACUACACUCACUAUCCGGUGAUGCCGCCGGCGCAAGUCGGCCUGCGGAGCAACGAUGCCCAGUUCUAUCCCCCUGCGCCUCCAUACACCCCGCGGGAGCAGGAUCAAACGAAGCCUCAGGAUGAUACAUUUCCACGAACACGAACACCGCCGCCAACAUAUAUUCCCUCAACUCAGCCGGCACAACACGCUUCGAACUAG
Arthroderma uncinatum is the source of this 450-nucleotide messenger RNA. RefSeq lists its product as uncharacterized. NCBI's taxonomy places the organism in Eukaryota, Fungi, Ascomycota, Eurotiomycetes, Onygenales, Arthrodermataceae. The record is from RefSeq and is a predicted model, not a curated record. The transcript has a single exon. Bases 1 to 450 code for a protein of 149 amino acids.